This is a messenger RNA of Arabidopsis lyrata subsp. lyrata, 1609 nucleotides long. RefSeq names its product developmentally-regulated G-protein 2. The record is from RefSeq and is a predicted model, not a curated record. Gene Ontology annotation, molecular function: GTP binding; GTPase activity. Gene Ontology annotation, cellular component: cytoplasm. Lineage: Eukaryota; Viridiplantae; Streptophyta; Magnoliopsida; Brassicales; Brassicaceae. Bases 261 to 1460 code for a protein of 399 amino acids. The transcript is spliced from 12 exons. Gene Ontology annotation, biological process: cytoplasmic translation.
CUAGAACCAUCCCCUAAUCACACUCAUCAAAGUUCCCUUCUUUUCAUGCAAAAACUUCACUUUUUUAUGUUGUUUUCCGCUAAAUUUUCGAACACAUAGCUCUGUUACUACCAAGAGUCAUAUGUAAGGGUAAGUUGCAUAGUUUCGUAUGUAAUCUGAAUUUCAAACUUUUUUGAUGGGUAGAUAAUCAACGCCAAAGAGUGAAGAUACCUCAGUCCUCACCUAUCUCCAGAAAUCGAGUAGUAAAGUCUGAAAGAAAAAUGGGAAUCGUGGAAAGGAUUAAAGAGAUUGAGGCCGAGAUGGCUCGGACGCAGAAGAAUAAAGCUACAGAGUAUCAUCUUGGUCAGCUCAAGGCAAAGAUUGCAAAGCUCAGAACACAACUCUUAGAGCCUCCAAAAGGUUCUAGUGGAGGUGGGGAUGGUUUUGAAGUUACAAAGUAUGGUCAUGGACGUGUUGCACUUAUAGGCUUUCCAAGUGUUGGAAAGUCCACGCUUUUGACAAUGUUAACCGGCACACAUUCUGAAGCAGCCUCAUAUGAAUUUACAACGCUUACAUGCAUCCCUGGAGUAAUUCACUACAAUGACACCAAAAUUCAGUUGCUUGAUCUUCCUGGAAUUAUUGAAGGUGCUUCAGAAGGAAAGGGACGAGGAAGGCAGGUUAUUGCUGUUGCAAAGUCUUCAGACCUUGUGUUGAUGGUUCUUGAUGCCUCAAAAAGUCAAGGUCACAGGCAAAUACUGACUAAGGAGCUUGAAGCAGUGGGUCUGCGUCUAAACAAAAGACCUCCACAGAUAUACUUUAAGAAGAAGAAGACUGGUGGGAUUUCUUUUAACACUACCGCACCCUUGACUCGCAUUGAUGAGAAGCUCUGUUAUCAAAUUCUGCAUGAAUACAAGAUUCACAAUGCUGAGGUUCUAUUUCGUGAGGAUGCUACGGUGGAUGACUUUAUUGAUGUCAUUGAAGGCAACCGCAAAUACAUCAAAUGUGUAUAUGUCUACAACAAAAUAGAUGUUGUUGGAAUCGAUGAUGUUGAUAGGCUAGCACGGCAGCCAAAUUCUAUUGUUAUUAGCUGCAAUCUAAAGCUAAACUUAGACAGACUACUUGCAAGAAUGUGGGACGAAAUGGGACUUGUGAGAGUUUACUCAAAGCCUCAAAGCCAACAACCAGAUUUCGAUGAACCCUUUGUCCUCUCAGCUGAUAGAGGUGGCUGCACAGUUGAAGAUUUCUGUAACCACGUCCACAGAACUCUGGUGAAGGAUAUGAAGUAUGCACUGGUUUGGGGCACAAGCGCUAGGCACUACCCUCAACACUGUGGUCUUUCUCAUCAUCUUGAGGAUGAAGAUGUUGUUCAAAUCGUCAAGAAGAAGGUGAGAGAAGAAGGAGGAAGGGGACGGUUCAAGUCACACUCAAACGCGCCUGCUAGAAUUGCAGACCGUGAGAAGAAAGCUCCACUAAAGCAAUAAGACAGUUGCUCAUCCUGAAUUUUCCCAAGUAAGACAGACCUUAUGUGUAUUAAAACCAUAACUAGAAGAAUAAAUGGAAAGCGAUACUUGUUAGUGCCAAUAUCUACUGUAAACUCUGUUAUUAGUCUAUAAAAAGGCAUUCCUGUCUU